AUGCCACCAAGAAGCCGAACUGGCUGUCUCACCUGCCGGCUGAGACACGUCAAAUGUGACGAGAGGCAACCCAUUUGCAGGCGCUGUAGCGCUGGAAAUCGCGAGUGUCGUCGUAGCGGCACCCUCACAUUUCGUGACGGCCUGACUGGGAGGGAGAGUGCUGCGAUUAAUGCCGCUGGCGACGGUCUCGGAGUUUUCCCCGAAGACCAGGCGUGGGUGUCUGUCCCAAAAGACGUGACAUUCGUUGACGAGACGCAAAAUACAGAAGACGGUUAUGCAACACCCUCAUGGAGUCCAGAGAGUUGGCCAAGGGGGAGUCCAACUCCCGUCACGAUCACAUCCCUUCCACCCAGCGAGGAUGCUGUCCUGGGACUGAACAGGGCAGAGCUUGAGCCUGAGGGGCCGGAAGUCGCUGUUCUGCCCAUACACCUUGAUGCACACUUACCCAUUGAUAUCGUCUCCCCAGAUGAAGCACUAAGGGGUGCUUCCGUACGCCAUCUUCUUCCCCAUGAUCGCACGGUUGGUCUCGGAACAAGAGGGCAAAAUGAUCUUGGAUUCGAGACCGAGGCGGAGGUCCCUGGGUUUCGGAUGAAAAUUUGUGAUCAUACCGAGGCCCUCCUGAUGAGGCACUACAUCGAUAAUCUUGCUUGCUGGCUAGACGUAUGCGACGUCUCUCGGACCUUUCAAACCAUAGUACCCGAUCUCGCCAUCCAACACCCAAUCCUGCUCAACGCGCUCCUCGCCUUCUCCGCCCGUCAUCUCUCACGCAUCAGCGAUUAUGAUCCUGAAGCCGCCGACGGCUAUCACCAAAAGAGCGUCGAGCUCCUAAUCCCCGGUCUCGAGUACAAUCUCCAGGAGGGUCGAGUAGGUGCCGAUGAGACACUCCUCAUCGCCACCAUCUUCCUCCGCCUCUACGAGCAGAUGAACUCGUCCGUGUACGGCAUCGACUUUAAGCAGCACCUCUCCGGGUCCGCCGCCAUCGUCAACGCGCAGGCCCACCGCGAGCUCGUCCAGGCCAGCGGGGUCACGGGCAACUUCCUCAGCACACUGCACGAGGCGAGCUUCUGGUCGUUCCUGCGGCAGGAUAUCGACAUGGCGCUAGCGAACCAGAAACAGCCCAAGGUCGAACUCAGCCUGUGCCGGAUUACGUGGGAUUCCGAUGCGAGCGACACCACAUGGGCCAAGUGGAUGAUCUGGAUCGUGGCGGAGACCGCGGCACUGUGCUUUGGCGGCGAGACCAACGAUGUGGAGGGUGCUUCGGCACUGGGACGAGUGGUGUUGCGCGAGCGCUGGGUGCAGAUGAAGGAGAAGUGCGCGCGCUGGUGGUGGUCGAAGCCCAAUGGCUUCCUGCCCCUCUACUAUCAGAAGCGUGAUGUUGCAGCUGGGCGGUGGUUCCCAGAGAUCUGGCUGGGCUCACCUUGGCACAUCACCGGGAUACAAUACUACCACGCGGCCAUGGUGCUCCUGGCCAUCUACGAUCCCUUCAGGUUGAAACCUGGGCGCGACUAUAUGCGCAUCCACCGCGAGUUACAGCGGGAGGUGUUGCAUCACGCCCGCGAGAUGGUGGGAGUCUGCUUUGGCAAACGGGCAGACGUCCCGGCCCGUUUGACUCUAACCCACGCCAUUGUAGCAUGCGGGUCGUGGUUCGUGGAACCGAUGGAGCAGGACUUGUUGUUGGAUCUGCUUCGCGAGCACCGGACCAUGAAUGGCUGGCCCACGGAUAAGGUGGUUGCCAAUUUAUUGGCGGAUUGGGGACGCUUGGAGUGA
Molecule: messenger RNA, 1767 nt
Organism: Exophiala xenobiotica
Lineage: Eukaryota; Fungi; Ascomycota; Eurotiomycetes; Chaetothyriales; Herpotrichiellaceae
Exons: 6
Coding region: 1-1767 (588 amino acids)
Biological process (GO): positive regulation of transcription by RNA polymerase II
Cellular component (GO): nucleus
Molecular function (GO): zinc ion binding; transcription cis-regulatory region binding; DNA-binding transcription factor activity, RNA polymerase II-specific
Source: RefSeq, a predicted model, not a curated record